This is a messenger RNA of Acanthamoeba castellanii str. Neff, 1119 nucleotides long. RefSeq names its product inosineuridine nucleoside N-ribohydrolase. Gene Ontology annotation, molecular function: purine nucleosidase activity. Bases 1 to 1119 code for a protein of 372 amino acids. NCBI's taxonomy places the organism in Eukaryota, Discosea, Longamoebia, Acanthamoebidae. The transcript has 9 exons. Gene Ontology annotation, biological process: purine nucleoside catabolic process. Gene Ontology annotation, cellular component: cytosol. The record is from RefSeq and is a predicted model, not a curated record.
AUGUCGUCUUCGUCGUUGCCGGAGGUGCCGUUGUCGGAGAAGGAGGCCACGCAGCCUACAACGCUCACCGCUGCGGACGAUGCUGCCCCCGAGCGGGUGAUCAUCGACACCGAUCCGGGCAUUGAUGACACCAUGGCCCUCUUCCUCGCCCUCUCCAACCCGCACCGCCUCCGCAUCGAAGGAAUUACGAUCGUGUUUGGCAACCACAGCGACCUCGAGCUGUUGGCUACCAACGCGUGCCGCGUGCUCCACAUGGCCGGCGACGUUGAGAUUCCCAUCUACAAGGGCUGCUCCAACCCCGUCGACAUGGACUACCACGGGCAUUCGGGCAUUGAAGUCCAUGGACAAGACGGCAUCGGACACCUCUACCUCCCCACUCCGCCCAACACGCACCUCAUCAGGCGAGACAAGACGGCGGUCGACUUCAUCAUCGAGACGUGCAAGGCCAACCCGGGGCAGAUCACGCUCAUCACCCUCGGCCCGCUCACCAACGUCGCACAGGCCCUGAUCCAGUGUCCCGAGCUGCCCCAAUACGUGAAGCGCAUCGUGUCGAUGGGCGGAGUGCUGAACCUGCCUGGCAACAAGUCUCCUGUUGCCGAAGCCAACUACCACAAUGACGCCAAGGGGGCCAAGCUGGUGCUCAACGCCGGGUUCGAGUUCACGAUGGUGCCCUUGAACGUGACGCACCAGGUGCACAUGAACAAGGAGUUCAGGUCCGCCCUUUGCUCCCUGGGCGUCAUCGGCGACUUUUGUGAGAACGCGCUCAAGUACUACGUGGGGACACUCUCGCGCUGGGGCAACGACCCCGAGACCAUCCCCAUGCACGACUCGUCGGCGGUGAUGGCGGUGGUCAAUCCGUCGGUGUUCACCAAGGCCGUCAACGUGUACGUCGACAUCGAAUCAGUCGGUGAACGCACCGCCGGCAUGUGCGUCCCUGAUUGGAAGGGUCACUUCAAGAGGGAGCCGCAGUACCACAAGAAGACCAAGGUGGUACUCGAGGUGGACCAGGCCGCCUUCAAGCGGUACUACCUCGACUGCCUCGCCACCUUCCUCCCCAAGCUCCAGCACAACAAGGAGGAGGAGGCCGAAGAAGAAGCCGCACCUCCUUCAUCCGCCUGA